UGUCGCAUUUGCUCUGUUGCAGUGGUGGAACAGGAAGUUCCGGGAAGGCGCCAGAACUGUUUGGUGAAGACGAAAUAUUAUGUGUCCGUUUCACAUGUAUUACUACAGGUCAAGUCUGAGGCCAGGAACAUCAACAGUGAGGACAAACCCAGCCUGCCUUUCUCCUUCCACACUGAGUCCAAACCUACAGUCACUGGGUCCUGAUUGUGACAGUGGAGCCCAGUUUGCACUGGAGGAUUCAGAGAUGGCAUCACUGAAGCUGGAAGACUGCAGUCAAACACUGGAGCUGAAUGUCAACAUUAAAGAUGAAGAAGAGGAGGAGAAGAUUGGGAAAUCUGUUAAUCAUGGAGACCAUGUUGAGACAUUCUCUACAUCCAGAGAGCAACAGCAGGAAGAUCACAGAGCUAAGAGGUCUCACCACUGCCCACAUUGUGAGGAGAUUUUCCCAUUUCUAUCAAAGCUAAAAAUACAUCUAAAAAUACACACAGGAGAGAAGCCUUAUUCCUGUACUGACUGUGGGAAGAGCUUCACAACAUCAAGGGCUUUGACAGUUCAUCAGAGAGCGCACACUGGAGUGAAGCCUUACUCCUGUUCUGCCUGUGGAAAGAGUUUCUCUCGAUUGGAUAACUUAAAAGUACAUGAACGUGUACAUACAGGAGAGAAGCCAUACUCUUGCUCUGACUGCGGAAAAUGCUUCAAAACAUCAUCUGAUCUAACAGUUCAUCAGAGAACACACACAGGAGAGAAGCCUUACUCCUGCUCUGACUGUGGUAAAUGCUUCAAAACAUCAAUUGAGGUAAAAGUUCAUCAGAGAACACACACAGGAGAGAAGCCUUACUUCUGCUCUGCCUGUGGAAAGAGUUUCUCCCGAUUGGAUACUUUAAUAGUACAUGAACGUGUACAUACAGGAGUGAAACCUUACUUCUGCUUUGACUGUGUGAAGAGAUUCACAACAUCAACAUCUCUGACAAUUCAUCAGAGAGCGCACACUGGAGAGAAGCCUUACUCCUGCUCUGACUGUGGGAAGAGUUUCUCCCGAUUGGAUAAGUUAAAAAGUCACCAACUAAUACGCAGAGAGAAGCCAUUCUCCUGCAGCACAUAGCAAUGCUGACCAUAUUUUGCUUUUAUGAGAGAUUUGCUUUCAGAAAUGCAAGCUGCCUCACUUUCGAGGGGCUGAUGCUGUUUCUUCUCUCAGUAAUUGUUUUGUCCCGUUUUUGAGAAGACCCUCUGAGGGGUAGAUUUGGCUCAUCUGAUUAGAGACCCGGCUACAAGAGCCGGCUCUCUAAUCCGACUUGUUCGCGAACGACCCAUUACUACUACAGUCACUGGUUGGUGAUUGUGACUGGAGCCCAGCACCUCUACUUCCCGUGGCUAUGGUAAUGAUUAUAAUGUUUCCUCAUGAGCAUAGCAGGUAUCCAUGGUAGCGUUUAUGUUAUGUCGUCAGCAUAACAGGUAUUUAAUAUUAACAACACCUUCCUAAUAUUCAGUUGCACCUUUUUGCCCUGAGAACAGCCUCAAUUCGUCGGGACCGGUGCAUUGUAGUUAAUUUCAUCUUUGACUUAAUCAGUGAAAUAUCUUUGAGUAGUAAGCAGGGAAACAACGAUUCCCAGACAGUUCAAUAGAACAUACCAGAGGAGAGCAUCGUUUACUAGGCUACAUCACUUAUUAGGAUCAUCUAAUACCACCAGUGUUUGGAAUACAUUGAGUUCGUUGACCAAACAGACCGUGGAAACCAAUUUUAUAGCAGUGAAUGUAAUCUAUUAAUGUAUUGUUCUAGUAUUUCUAAGUAGCAACCAUAUCAGCCUGGGAAACUAAAUGUUUAUGAUAGAACAUUCACAUUUUUCAGUGAAGUUGAAAUCCUUCCUCUUCAAUGGUAAGGUCCCUUGCACCAUAAAGUCACUGCUGUGGUGCCCACCAGACCAUCCGGUGAGGCACCCAGACCCUGUGACCCAAAACCCUGACUCCUGCACAUCCAUCCCUGUAGCCAUUUGAAUGCCUUGAUGCCCUCCUCUUCCUUAUCAGACAACACCCCAUCCAACAACUGAUCUGAGGACUGUUUUUAGCAGUGACGGAGUAACACCUUGCACCUAACCACAGCUCCAUAAUUGCUGUCCUUCAACCUUCCUCCUCAUGGUGUGCCUGUUGGUGUGCUGUCCAACUGUUGCCUACCGUUUAGCCUCCUGCUGCUCCACCGACAGCACCAUGCCAGCCAGGACGCCUGCAUGCCCCAGGUGCCCUUGUUCUAACAACGUCCGGUACAGACAGGGAUGACGUGGAGGGUAGCGGUUGUUCUGGCUCAGGUUCAAGAAGACAUUUCCUUCCACUGAACCUGCCCCAGAGACUGUUCCUUACCCUCUGAUGAUCCUCCUCUGUGGGCUCUCGGGACAGAGGGUUGUGGUCUUCGGCCGGGUACAGAUCCUCCACUGACUGCACCUGGUUGGGCACGGCUGGCAUCCGUACGGACGAUAUUGUGAACCGCCAAAAUAGGCUGCAUGGCUCCACUGAUGAGCUCCAUGGAGGCAUUCUCAUGUGGUAGAGAGAAUCCCCUGGUCACCUAUAGAGACCUGCCAAGAGGAAGGAUGUUAAGUGCCACAUGCCUUUCAAUGAAUGACUUGGAACACCUUGAAAUGCAUUCAUUGUAAGAAAUGUGCCAUCUAAAUAAAGUUUGAUUUGAUUGAUGACAUUACCGAUGUAAAAUAUUUAAUAAAUUGUCAUCUUCAGUACAAGUGGUUUUUCCAUGACCUUUUAAUUGAUAACUUGGGAUUUUAUCACUUGGCAUCAAUCAUACAGUGGGAUCCUAAAUAUUGUCAUGACGUGGCCCUUUCUGGGUAUAGCUAGUGGCUUCCCCCUCCUCUCUCUCUCUCUCCAACACCCAGGUUCUUUUAUCUUAGGUCGUAAAUUCCUGGAGGAGACUCUCCCCCUGGCCAUGCAGAAAGAGACACCUAGAGAGAACAAAGGAUUUCACAUGGCGAACUCCUAAAUUCCCAAAAUGAGGAUUUGAUACAAAAUGUCCACUUGUGGGAAUGGUCCGUGGACACUUAAGGGACGGGUAUGACGAGUGUGUUUAACUUGAUGACCUCAGAGAGGACAGGAAACACACAUGACUAUAUCUCUGAAUAUGUACAUUUCUCAAUUAUGGGGUUCCCAUCUAAUUCUUGUAUAAAAUUAAUGAAUAAAGAUUAAACGAUUUGUGAAAUGAUGUAAGGUGAUGGUAAACCUUUAAUGAAAGAGAAUUGUAUACCCUUUAAAGUUUAACCAAGUCAUUGGCCCGCCCCCGUGAACACAGACACGAUCUGGCGUCAUAGAACAGCCCUUUUCAACUGUUACGAAUAAAACCCUCUCCUGAGGAAAUCCUCUUCAGAUCACAGAAACCUCAGUAUAAGCUAAGGUUGUAAUGGUUAUUGAAUUCCUAACCAUACCACGUGGAGCAUUAGGCUACACGGGUGGAAAUUGUUAAACUCUGACACUAUCGAUCCCGACAGAAUAAGAGAAAAUCUUAGAUACUAUUUACUAGUCUACAGCUAGAAAUUAUGUCAAACUGGGAUGCGAAGACCGACAACCGCCGAAACAGCUAUUCUAUGAUAACAUUUCUGAAUAGUAUUCUGCAGUAUCCAUUUUAACCACGAAAGACUUGAUCUUCAGGGAGGCAGAGAGAGAGAGGAUGAUGAACUGACUCUCCAACAGACAGACGGACGAUUCCAACAGAGAUCACGACGACACACUGGGCGUAAAUAGAUAUUGAUUGCAAUUAUUCCCAAAUGAGUGAAUGUUCAUGUGCAAAUGGUUAGCAUUUCAAUAAAUAUAAAUAUCAACUGUGUAGUGACUCAUUUUGUCUUUCCCGCCAACUUCAGUCUACACCCACUUCCCUUUGUCCACCAAGCCGUCAUAUCUGCUUAGCCCACUAGGGAACCCCCCCUAUCAUUUCCUUGUAACCAUAUCUACUGUGUUGUUUGAUUUAUGCAUUUCUGUGAUUGUUUAGUUAGUUAGUAAAUAAAUGAUUAAGAGAAUUGAUGUAUGGAUGAUUCAUAGUAAAGGCUGGGUUCGUGCAGAUAACCAACAGUUUACUACAUUUGGAAUGAGACUAAUGUGAGGUAAAUAAUAAUUCAUUAAUUAGAAGACUGAUUGAUCAGAUAUUAAAAUAUCUGAAGUUAUAUUAGGAAAAUUAUAACUUUGUAAUCUGAAGAUUUUCCUUGGUGCCCCGACUUCCUAGUUAAUUACAUUCACAUGAUUAGUUUAAUCACAUUUUAAUAAUUACAGAGAAUUGAUUUGAUAAAAUAACAGUCUUCACUUUAAUGAUGCCAAAGACAUGACAAGAUCAAGACUGUGAAUGCAUGUACCACUCUGAAUAAAUAAAUAUAGUGCCUUUUGAA
Molecule: messenger RNA, 4370 nt
Organism: Salvelinus fontinalis (brook trout)
Lineage: Eukaryota; Metazoa; Chordata; Actinopteri; Salmoniformes; Salmonidae
Product: gastrula zinc finger protein XlCGF17.1-like
Exons: 3
Coding region: 80-1102 (340 amino acids)
Biological process (GO): regulation of transcription by RNA polymerase II; central nervous system development
Cellular component (GO): nucleus
Molecular function (GO): DNA-binding transcription factor activity, RNA polymerase II-specific; RNA polymerase II cis-regulatory region sequence-specific DNA binding
Source: RefSeq, a predicted model, not a curated record